AUGAAGCUCGAGAAGGGAAAGAGUCUGUACGAGUUGAUAGGGGUGGAGAAGGACGCCAGCAAGGCGGACCUGACGAAGGCGUAUAGGAAGCUGGCGCUCCGGCUGCACCCGGACAAGAACCCAGACGAUUCCGAGGCCGCUGAGAAGUUCCACACCCUGCGCAAGGUCUACGACAUCCUGUCGGACCCAGACAGGCGCAAGGUGUACGAUGAGACAGGCUCGUUCGAGGACGCAGACGAGCUCGCGGGCGACAACUUCAGCAACCUCGUGGCCUUCUACAGGUCGCUCUACAGGCGCGUGACGGAGGACGACAUCGCGGAGUUCCAGGCGAGCUUCCGGGGGUCCGAGGAGGAGCGCGCGGAGCUGCUCGAGCUGUACGAGGCGUGCGAGGGCGACAUGCCAGGCGUGAUGGAGCGCCUGGUGUGUUCGCGCGAGGCUGUGGACUCGCACCGCUUCAUGGACGCGGUGCAGGCGGCGAUCGAGAAGGGCGCGGUCCAGGAGUACGCGGCGUUCAAGUCGUGGGCGAAGAAGGUGGCGCGGAAGCCCAGGCCGACGAGGAACCCGCUGGCCCCGGACAGUCCACCGCGUCGCGGCACUGCUGACGGUGGGGGCGGGGAUCUGGUCGCGCUGAUUCAGGCGCGGCAGGGCGGGAGGCUGGCGGACGUGGCGGCGGCGCUGGAGGACAAGCACGGGGCGCGGUCGAAGAAGGGCGCGCGGGGCGGCGCCAAGAAGAAGAGCCGCGAGAAUGUGGAGCCGAGCGAGGAGGAGUUUCUGCGCGCGAGGCAGCGCAUCGAGAAGCGGCGCGGGGGCAAGUGA
This is a messenger RNA of Pedinophyceae sp. YPF-701, 816 nucleotides long. Lineage: Eukaryota; Viridiplantae; Chlorophyta; Pedinophyceae. The record is from the annotation of a GenBank genome assembly.